Coffea arabica (coffee) is the source of this 1539-nucleotide messenger RNA. The record is from RefSeq and is a predicted model, not a curated record. NCBI's taxonomy places the organism in Eukaryota, Viridiplantae, Streptophyta, Magnoliopsida, Gentianales, Rubiaceae.
AUGGGGAAAAACAUUACUGAUUUUCACUUUGUCUCUGACGAUUUUACAUGCAAUUAUACUGAACGAUUAACAAAGGAGAUUGAAAGUGAGAAAAGCUUAGCAGUGACACCUGAGGAUCUGCUUUUGCCUCAGAUGCUAAAUCCUGAGCAGAAACAUGCCUAUGAUCUAAUCCUAGCAGCAUGUUUUUCCUUAGAAGGCCAGGCUUUUUUUGUUGAUGGCCCCGGCGGCACCGGUAAAACGUUCCUGUAUCGGUCGCUUCUCGCGACCUUACGAUCACAGAACCAUAUUGCAAUUGCAGUGGCAACAUCUGGAAUUGCAGCAUCAAUCCUUCCUGGUGGAAGGACAGCUCACUCAAGAUUCAAGAUACCACUUGAUUUCCAGAAAGGUAAGAGUUGCCAGCUUAGUAAACAAAGUUCUGCUGCAAAACUCAUUUCAGAAUCUAAGCUUAUUUUGUGGGAUGAGGCUUCAAUGGCUAAACGGGACACAAUUGAAGCCUUCGACGAAUUGCUGAAGGAUUUAAUGGACUCAGAUUUACCUUUUGGAGGAAAGGUAAUAGUUUUUGGAGGAGAUUUUCGACAGACUCUUCCUGUGAUUGAACAAGCAACUAAACAAGUUCUCGUCCAGUCGACCUUUCCCAUGUCUCCUCUGUGGCCUAAACUGCAUAAAAUCCGACUCGUACAAAAUAUGCGAGCUAUGUUUGAUCCUGAAUUUUCACGAUUCCUUCUAAGAGUAGGAGAAGGAAGAGAACCUAUUGAUGAUGAGGGCGAAAUAACUUUAUCAUCAGAUAUAGUUAUUCCUUAUUACGAUAAAGAGAAAUCCUUAGACAGGUUACUAGAAAGUGUCUUUCCAGAUUUGAACACCUAUUCGCAAGAUCCUUAUAACCUAAUAAAUAGGUGCAUCCUUGCGCCUAAAAAUAGCUCAGUUGAUGAACUCAAUGAAAUAAUGAUUAGGAGAUUUCCUGGAAGCCUUCACACUUAUAUUAGCUCCGACAAGACUGUUGAUCAGCGGCACCAAGAUGACUACGAAGACUUCCUCAAUUCUCAAAAUCCUAAAGGUCUUCCUCCUCAUAAGUUGCUGUUGAAGGAAAACUGUCCACUGAUGCUUCUAAGAAAUCUAAAUCCAGCUGAAGGCCUUUGCAAUGGCACAAGGUUAAUAUGUAGGGAACUUGGCCAGCACACAAUUUCUGCUGAAAUUGUUUUUGGCCAUCAUCGAGGAAAAAGAGUUUUCGUUCCAAGGAUACCUCUUCAAACGCCCGACAAUGACAAGAAUGGGAUUCCAUUCAUAAGAACACAAUUUCCUGUCCGCCUUUGCUUCGCUUUAACUAUCAAUAAAUCGCAGGGCCAAACUCUUGACUACGUCGGCAUCUAUCUACGGGAACCAGUUUUUUCUCAUGGCCAGCUGUAUGUUGCUCUGUCCAGAGCUAAAACCGCUGCCAAAGUUAAAGUUCUUCUUGUUCCUGGAACAUUUGAUGACACAAAAGUAGAUUGCAAAACUCGAAAUGUUGUCUUUGAUGAAAUUUUUAGAUUAGCUCAAGCCUAA